Molecule: messenger RNA, 310 nt
Organism: Aplysia californica (California sea hare)
Lineage: Eukaryota; Metazoa; Mollusca; Gastropoda; Aplysiida; Aplysiidae
Product: chymotrypsin-like elastase family member 2A
Biological process (GO): proteolysis
Molecular function (GO): serine-type endopeptidase activity
Source: RefSeq, a predicted model, not a curated record
CAAAAAACCGUGGAGGCGGUGGUCGUCCAUCCCGGGUUCACGGGUUUCAGUUCGCCGACAGCAGACCCGAGAAACGACAUCGCGAUGAUAAAGCUGUCCAGUCCGGUCAAACUGACCGAUGCCGUGACCAUAGCCUGUCUUAGCACACGAGAUUCGGAUUUUGACCACUCGCUUUGUUUCGUCACAGGCUGGGGACACGUCGAUGCGGCGAAACGACAACUGGCCGACGUAUUGCAGCAGUCAAAGACACAGGCACUGGACGCCAAACAGUGUCGUGACGUCUUCAGGGCUAUGGGUGACGACACGACAG